Molecule: messenger RNA, 1545 nt
Organism: Athene cunicularia (burrowing owl)
Lineage: Eukaryota; Metazoa; Chordata; Aves; Strigiformes; Strigidae
Gene: TIRAP
Product: TIR domain containing adaptor protein
Exons: 5
Coding region: 385-1041 (218 amino acids)
Biological process (GO): signal transduction
Source: RefSeq, a predicted model, not a curated record
GGCUGUUCCGUUGGGAGCUGCUCCCAGUUGGGGAAGCUGUAAGGAUGAGUCAGCCUUGUCAUUCUCUGUGGAUCCCAUUAGGCUCCAGAGCGAAUGUGGUGUAUCCUACCUUUUCUUUCCCACCUAGGUGAUCCUGGAACAUCUUCCUCCUUGCCAAACCCGGGUGGGGGGAAGCUGAUGCUUUCCCUGCUCUAGUGCCUGACUCCUGCAUCCCAGCAGCUGGUAGAUCUCCAGUGAUCCCUGCUGAUCCCUGCUUCUCCUUCCGCAGGAUCCUUUCCCUGCUGCUGGGAAUGAGGGGGUCUCCUGCCCGUUGGCUGUCAGCCUCGCUUGCUGCAGGAGAGAUUUCAUGCUGGCAAUCAGCGGCUGAGCAACACGCUGCCCACUAUGGCCGGCUGGUUUAGGCGGCUCCUACACAAGCCCAAGCCCAGCUCGGUGGAGAGCAGCCUCAAUGCCGGCUGCUCUGCUUCAUCCUCGCCUUCCUCUUCCUCAUCCUCUGCCACAAGCUCCAACUCCUCUUCCGAGACAAGCCUGGCCAGGUCUGUUCACCUGUCACCGGUCUCAUUGUCGGUCAUUAACGCCUCGGGCAGCGCCCGGUGGGCCAAGAGCUAUGACGUCUGCAUCUGCCACAGUGAGGCCGACCUGGAGCUGGUGGAGGAGCUGGUGUCCUACCUGGAGGGUCAACCCGAAAGCUUCCGUUGCUUCCUCCAACUGCGGGAUGCGGCACCGGGAAGUGCGGUGGUGACAGAACUGUGUGACGCCGUGCAGAACAGCCACUGCUGGGUUAUGCUCAUCACCCCUGGCUUCCUCCGGGAUCCUUGGUGCAAGUACCAGAUGCAUCAAGCGUUGGCUGAAGCUCCCAUGGCCCACGGACGCACCAUCCCAGUGUUGAAGGAUGUGGAUCGGAAGGAUUAUCCCAAGGAGCUGCGAAACCUCUACUACAUCUACAUGGUGCUGAAGGAGAACAGCUUCCGGCAGAUCAGAGACACCAUCUUGCGCUACUUACAGGAGCUGUGCCGGAGCUCCACAAGCUCGACUGAGUAGUGCCAGGAGCAGGAUGGGGUGUCUUUGUGGGCAUUCUGGUGCUGCCACCACUGGAUCCAGAUGCAGCCGUAUGCCCACGGACCUCAGGGGCGAAGCUGAGCUGCUCUGGCCAGGCCUGGGAGCCGGAGAUGGCUGGGGGGAAAAGUUCCCACACCCAUGGGGGUACAGCCGCGGGGAGCCUGCUGUGUCCUGGCAGUGGUACCACCAAAGGUGGCCAAAAUCCCCUCGGUGGGGUUGGGCAUGUCCUCCAGGAGCAGGUCCCCACAGCUCAUCACAAACACUAAACCCUGAUGUCAGGUGGGUCUGGGGGUCUUUGAAGCUUCUUAUGGUGUGUGUGUGUGUGUCCCUCCCUGGGGCCUCAGACCCCUCUGGACCCUCAAUAAGCUGACAUGGUGCCUUGCCCUGUGGUGUUGGACUUCAGGCAAGAAAAGGAGGGGCACGUGCUGGCUGAGUCUUUGCACGGGUUCGUUGGGACUAAGAAAAUACAGAAGUUUUAAAUUUUGG